Molecule: messenger RNA, 559 nt
Organism: Struthio camelus australis
Lineage: Eukaryota; Metazoa; Chordata; Aves; Struthioniformes; Struthionidae
Source: RefSeq, a predicted model, not a curated record
CCAUCCCACCUCCUCUCCCCCACCAGCAGAGGCCGAGGACAUCAAGGUCUGUCCCCGCUGCGGUGCCUUCAUCAUGAAGAUCAACGAUGGGAGCUGCAACCGCAUGAACUGCACAGUCUGUGGCUGCCUCUUCUGCUGGCUCUGCCUGCGGGAGAUCUCCGACGUGCACUUCCUGAGCCCCUCCGGCUGCACCUUCUGGGGGAAGCGGCCCUGGUCUCGGACCCGGAAGAUCCUGUGGCAGCUGGGCAUGGUGCUGGGGGCGCCCAUGGUGAUCUCCCUCGUGGCAGGCAUUGCUGUCCCUGUCAUCACCAUCGGGAUCCCCAUCUACAUGGGUAGGAAGGUGCUUGGCCAGAGCAGCAGCCUGUCGGGGUGCCAGCAGUGCCUAUCUGUCACCAGCAGUGUCCUCCUGUCUCUCUUCGUGUCCCCCAUUAUCAUGGCCGUCACAGUUGGGCUCUGUGCUAACAGGCUGCCACCUGCGGCGGGCUCCUGCACCGUGGCUGGCAGCGGCUCCCCUGUGCAGCUCGGCCCUCAGGUCACUCUUUGGAAUGGUUACAAAUGA